AUGGAUUUCAACAUCUCCAUAAACUCCCUCGACACGUCAAACUACCUCGUCACCGUGAACCAUACCACUGGCGCCGUGACAAUCACUGGAAACGUGACUGUCACCAUCGCUCCCACCACUCCUCCUCCCGACAACAAGCAGCAGCAGCAGCAGCCUGACCAGGCUGCCGCCCAGGCAGAUCAGCCCGGCCCGGCCGAGCAGGCAUACAAGAGUCCUCCGGCUACUCCUCCCCACCAUUGA
Sordaria macrospora k-hell is the source of this 240-nucleotide messenger RNA. RefSeq lists its product as uncharacterized. Lineage: Eukaryota; Fungi; Ascomycota; Sordariomycetes; Sordariales; Sordariaceae. The record is from RefSeq and is a predicted model, not a curated record.